Messenger RNA from Rana temporaria (common frog), 701 nucleotides. It is a transcript of the gene STARD6, whose product is annotated as StAR related lipid transfer domain containing 6. Bases 73 to 696 code for a protein of 207 amino acids. The record is from RefSeq and is a predicted model, not a curated record. Lineage: Eukaryota; Metazoa; Chordata; Amphibia; Anura; Ranidae. Gene Ontology annotation, molecular function: lipid binding. The transcript is spliced from 7 exons.
AGUACAGAAGACGUGAUCAGGGUCACAGCCAUUGCUGCUUCUCUACAGGAUCCCAGGCACCAAGAUUCCAGGAUGGAUUAUAAGAAGAUAGCGGAUGAGAUUUCCCAGAAGAUUUUAUCCUAUAGUGAGGAUACCUCGGGCUGGAAAGUGGCCAAAUCUACAAAUGAUAUCGUUGUUUCAUGGAAACCGUCCACCGAAUACUCAGGAAAUAUAUACCGCGGAGAAGGGAUAAUCAAAGAAGUUCCAGAGAAAGUCAUUCCAUUUCUGUAUAUUGAUGAACACAGGAAAAAGUGGGACAAAUCCUUGAAAUUCUACUCCACUCUAGAGCACAUUGACCAGGACACUUUGAUCUGUCGCACCAUCACACACAGUUAUGGGAUGGGGCUUAUUUCCUCCAGAGAGUUUGUGGAUCUAGUACACAUUAGGAGAUAUGACGGAGGAGUCGUCACCACUAAUGCCCUCAUUUAUAUUGAUUAUGAAAAAUGCCCAGAAAAUUCCUCAAAUGUUCGAGGCUUCAAUUACCCAACUGGAUAUAUAUGUUCACCGCUGCCUGAGAACCCGGCACAUUCCAAGCUUGUGGUCUACAUCCAGACAGAACUUGGUGGUCUUCUACCGCGAUCUGUGGUGGAGUCGGCAUUACCCAGCAACGUAAUCGGCUUAAUCACCAGCGUUCGGGAAGGAAUCAAACAUUUUUAGCAGGA